CCUACCCAAGCAGACACACAUUUGGGCUGUAGGCGAUGGAUUCCUCAUCCACGGAGCUUGCAUGGGCAUUUUGAAAACUCAGAGAGUAAUGGCUGCAACUGUCCGAGCUUUCUAAAUAUAAAUCUAUAUUUAUAUUCAUAAAAGCUGCACCACAACGCACGACAGAAAAACUUCACCCUCGGAUUGUGGUUAGGGGACAAUAGCCAAGCCAUAUGCGAAACUUUGGACCAGUCGUCUCUGCUACAUCAUAGACAGAAGACAAAGCCAAGGCAACAAAAAACUUUAUUAUGGACUUACACUGUGGCCAAAAACAAUAGACCAGCAAGAAGUUCGUUUCCAGCUACGAAAUUCUUCUGAUCUAAGCGAGCCUAUUGUCAGGGAAUAAAUGAUCACCUCAACAAGACGAGUCUCUCCAGAUAAACCUGAAGUUAGAAUCGCCUUCAGUCUCGACAACUCAGAGUUAAAUGACACAGGGGAAGUCCUCCCAACCAUUCCUGACCUUGAACAGCGUCUUCAGCCAGUACUGCCAUGUCAGUCUUUGAAGGAGUCAGUCCAAGUCUACAAGGACCAUUGCAAGAUGGCCAAAGAAUUCCGCGAGGUCAAAAUAGAAAUUGCUCAGCUUGAGGACAGAAAGAAAGAGAUACUAGGGGAGCUGGUAGAUGACGACAGAAUGACCAUAGAGAUCGCCCGGCUCAAGGAGGAGUUUCGGGUCCUGGCUGAAGAGAACCGCACCUUGAUCACUGUCCACACGGAGCGGGCCCGGCAGUUGGAGACGUUGCGGGGGGUCAGUCAAAAGAGGCAGGGGUCAUCGUGACCCCGUGACCUCCACACGUCACUGAGUGGUGUGGCGGCGGGGUCAGUCUGCUCAGGGACUUGUGGAGGCUCACCGAGGGGGCUUCGAAGUGUGGUCCAAACGGCAUUAUCUGUGGCUGUAACUCUGGCGUCGUCCCAGUGCGUAUGUUUUGUGACCACUGGUACAUCUGUCCUGUCUAUAUCAUGUCUCAUCAUGUUUUUGAGUAAGGUCUUCUGUCAGCCCGGGGCCAUCCCAGCACUUAUUUCUGACAGCAUUACGUCAGAUUUCAUGUCCUUCCAAAAUAAAUAUAUUCUAUGUUUUCUUCUGAUACUUAAAUGUCUGGCAAAACAGUACCUUUGGUUGUGAGAUUGUUACUGAUCAAUAAUUGGAUGAAAUGGAAACAGUAGAAGGGAAUAGUUGACAUAGACAUUUUCAUUCGCACCAGUGUGAUUUGUUUGAGGAGAUUCCAUUCACAAUCCAAUCAAUGUAUUUGUUCUGAAUUCCAUCAUUUACUUUGAUCAGUGUACAUCCUGUGGCAAGUGUUUUUCCCCCAGGUGCUACACAUAUGUUCAAUGAAAUCGAAAAUAAAUGUUCAAUAAAAAGUUAUGUUCUUCUGCAUCCAAA
Messenger RNA from Sardina pilchardus (European sardine), 1417 nucleotides. RefSeq names its product map3k7 C-terminal like (gene map3k7cl). The transcript is spliced from 5 exons. NCBI's taxonomy places the organism in Eukaryota, Metazoa, Chordata, Actinopteri, Clupeiformes, Clupeidae. The record is from RefSeq and is a predicted model, not a curated record. Gene Ontology annotation, cellular component: nucleus; cytosol. Bases 386 to 814 code for a protein of 142 amino acids.